Molecule: messenger RNA, 231 nt
Organism: Colletotrichum siamense
Lineage: Eukaryota; Fungi; Ascomycota; Sordariomycetes; Glomerellales; Glomerellaceae
Exons: 2
Coding region: 1-231 (76 amino acids)
Source: RefSeq, a predicted model, not a curated record
AUGGAAUGGGUCCCCUUCGUUCCGCGCAAGCUAAUUGAAGCUAGGGAGAACGACUACUGCAGUACUGCACCUUCGAACCAUCAGAACACUACGGUCUCAGCUCGCCUCAGCCGUGGCAUGUCGCAGUCGAUGAACGCCUCUGGGCCGUCCACUAAGUCUCAUUUGGCCAGCCGCACCACUCGUUCGUCUGCCAUGUCCUACGGAAGGGAUAGACUGUCGCCAAGUCUCUGA